Messenger RNA from Notechis scutatus (mainland tiger snake), 1230 nucleotides. NCBI's taxonomy places the organism in Eukaryota, Metazoa, Chordata, Lepidosauria, Squamata, Elapidae. The record is from RefSeq and is a predicted model, not a curated record.
AUGGAUAAUUUGGGAUUUGAGCUCAAUGAAGAAGCACCUCCAAGCAACUUCUCCAAGCCAGAAAAGAUUAAACAAGAAUGUCAUAUGAAAAAGAGCCACUGGUCUCUUCUCCAUGUCUUUCUGGUUUGUCUGUUGGCCUCUGCAGUAACCACAGUGGUGGGGGUGUUGAUUCUGUCUCUGGUUUAUGCUAGCAACCCUGGCUUUAAAAGACAACAGCCUGAAGUGAAUCUAGAAAAUCAUGGAUCAGCUUCCCAGAAAAUUCCAAUAACAUCUGCCUACAAGAGUCAGGUGGACCUCAAGUUCCAGUUUCUCCACCAUCAUAUUAAAUCCAAGGGAACUGCAUGGAUUGGGGUAGUUGAUGCUGAUGGAAAUACAGUAGCUACAUACAACGUCACGGCAGGACAGACGAUUUUCUUCCCUCGAAAUACCUUGCAUUGGGUCAAGAAUAUUGGUGCAGAAGAGUGUUUGUUCUUGCUGUUUUUUACAACCCAUGAGGAGCUUCAAACUCUGGACCUUGAUGAUACAUUUUUCUUGACACCCAAAGACAUUGAGGCAAGAUCUCUAAAGCCUCAAGGUGGUAUGGCUUUCAUCCGGUCAUUCCAAAAGCAAGCAGAAGACCAAGCCAUCAAUCUUCCACCCAACCUAGCAGAACUUGUUCAGAAUGCCAGCUACAACCAGUCUGCAGAUAUGCUUGUAUGGCGGUACUUCUUUGACCUAAAAGGAUCUUCCAAAUUCCAGUUUCCAGGAGGAGUCAUCCAGUGGGCUCGGUACAUAAAGGACGGAAAAGGCUUAAAACCCAACGAAAAAAUUUACAGUGAAUUUCUCCAUUCGAAGGAAGAUGCUCUUACUUUAGCAACACUCCGCAUCUCCAACAAUGCUUUACGUCAGCCUCAUUUCCAUUUCAAUGCCAAUGAAAUGGGCUAUGUCAUCAGUGGCUGCGGAAAGGUAGGUGUUAUUGUUUCAUCUACUCUUUCUACUGACUUUACCAUUGAAGUUGGAGAUGUUGUGUUCUUCCCAGUUGGAACCCAACACUACAUCAAGAACACAUGUGAUGAGGACCUGCUUCUCAUUUUGGCCUUUAGUACCAACAACCAGUUGCAAACUCUAGAUAUGGAUGAUUAUUUCCAUGCAACAGCAGACCAAAUAUUAGCCCAGCUGUUCUUCAAAAAGCAAGCUGAAUUUAAGAAGAUCCCGAGGUUGAAGGAGGAUCAAGCAAUUAAUCUACCAUAG